Otolemur garnettii (small-eared galago) is the source of this 944-nucleotide messenger RNA. It is a transcript of the gene FAM221A, whose product is annotated as family with sequence similarity 221 member A. The record is from RefSeq and is a predicted model, not a curated record. Lineage: Eukaryota; Metazoa; Chordata; Mammalia; Primates; Galagidae. Bases 16 to 879 code for a protein of 287 amino acids. The transcript has 8 exons.
CGCUUCCCCCCGGCCAUGGAGCGCCAGACCUUGCCUCCCGGCGGCGCGGCGGCGGUGGACGAGUACCUAGAGUACCGGAGAAUUGUUGGUGAGGAUGAUGGAGGGAAACUUUUUACUCCUGAAGAAUAUGAAGAAUAUAAAAGAAAAGUUUUACCUAUGCGCUUACAAAACAGAUUAUUUGUGAGCUGGCGGUCACCGACUGGAAUGGAUUGUAAACUUGUGGGCCCGGAGACACUGUGUUUUUGUACACAUAGGUAUAAACAGCAUAAAACUGACUUUGAAAUGAUUCCUGAACAGCGCCCCAUUGAUCUGCCUUGCAGAGUGACUGGCUGCCAGUGCAAGGCUUACCUUUAUGUCCCUUUGAAUGGUACUCAGCCCAUUCGCUGCAGAUGCAAACACUUUGCAGAUCAGCACAGUGCUGCGCCUGGCUUUACGUGUAAUGCAUGUUCUAAAUGUUCAGGAUUCCAUAGCUGCUUCACUUGUGCUUGUGGUCAGCCUGCAUAUGCCCAUGACACAGUAGUAGAAACUAAGCAAGAAAGAUUGGCUCAGGGGAAACCAGUGGGACGAGAUGUUCCAUAUGCAGCAAUGGGAGGAUUAACUGGUUUCAGCUCUCUGGCAGAAGGCUACAUGCGAUUGGAUGACAGUGGAAUCGGUGCACCUUCAGUUGAAUUUUUAGAAUCUCCAGUUACAGCCAUGGAUCACCCAUUUCUAAAAGCCUUUCAAGCAGCAUCUGUUUCUUCUCCUGAAACAUUAAAAGAUGGAGACCUGAAGAGGAUGAUAUGGCUUUCUUUGAAAGACGGUAUCAGGAAAGGGGGUAAGGCAGUGAUGCUGCCUCUGGAAAUUGGUGUGUGUGAAUGUAAAAAUGGAAAAGAGUGCUAAGCAGAAAGGAAAAGCUCCAUUGCCAUCUUCUACAAAACAUUCAUGAAGACGACUGGAGAAGUUAA